GUUUUAUGACUCUAUAAAGGUAUCAAGAGUAAUAAACGCUGCAUUGGUUGAGACAAUAAGUACAGUAUACUGCGUAACGUAUUACGUGUGUUAUAUCACAGUAGCAUCUGGUUUAAUUUGCUAGUUACAUUUAUAAAAAUGUAAAAAUAAUUGAAGAUAAUAAAUAAUUUUUUCGUCAUUCGAUCAAUUAUUAUAGCAUUAAACGAAUUGACGAGUUGAAUUUUAAAUACUUGGAUCAGUCAGUACUAUUUUAUUGUUGCCAUAUGCAAUGUAUGAUAUAGAACUUGCAAAAUAGUAUAAUUUAUUGUUUUUUUCAUAAGAAGAAUAACUAUUUUGGGACUAUUUUUUAAUUUCUAUAAACAUCAUGCUAUUUAUGUACUCGAUAUUUUAUGUAAUAUUGAUAUGGAUUGAAUUGCAGUAAUUAAAUUUCCCGCACUUUCAAUCAUUGACUAGAAACACUGAAGGAAGUCACGUGAUUUAUAGAUUUAGUAAAAACGCUUGUUGCGUGGAUAUGUUCAAAGUAAUAUUAGUGAAGCACAAAAAAUAAGAAUAAAAAUAGUUAAUAAUUUUAUGCUUUCUAAGUAACAAAAAUAUUAAUUAUUAAUCUAAACGCGAGUAAACAUUUUUGAUAACGCUUGAAUCUAAAGUACUAAUUAUUAAUUAAUGUUAUAAGCGUGUUCAUUUUUUUAAUACAGUAGGUAUCAAAUAACCUGUGAAAGUAGUUUAAAUGUAAUACACAAGGAAAGGAAUAAACUAAAUUGAUAACAAUGACGGACACUGUAUAUAAAUAUAUGAAAACACAAAACAGACCUUAUAGUAUUAAUGAUUUAGUUUCAAAUCUUCAUAAUGAAUAUGGUAAAACAGCUGUACAAAAGGCUAUAGAUAAAUUGGUUGCUGAAGGAAAGAUAUUUGAAAAAGUUUAUGGAAAACAGAAGAUUUAUUGUGCAGUGCAGGAUACAUCUCACAAUAUGGAUGAAUUAAUGAGGAUGAACAGAGAAUUACAAAGUCAUGCUAAUGAAGUUGAAAACAAGUAUCGAGAGCUUCAAGAAGAAAUUAAAGUACAGGAGGCUUUAUUGUUAUCUAUAAAGUCUUCCAUUACAAUCGAAGAAGCAAAGAAAGAGAAAGUUAAACUUAAAGAAAGAAUUGAAGUAUUGACAAAUAAAUUGGAUGGACUAAUGGAAGCAAGUGGUACUGAAGAUUUAACUGAAACCAAAAGAAAAACAGAGGAAGCCUUAAAUGAAUAUUCACGUGAAUAUUCAAAACGGAAACGUCUAUGUACUGAUAUUUUAGAUUGUAUAUUGGAUAACUAUCCUAGUAGUAAAACAGAAUUAUAUGAGGAAAUAGGAAUAGAUUUCAAAAUUGUUUAAUGACACAUGUAUUAUAAAUGUUUCAAUGUAAUAAAAUAUAAAUUGUACUUAACGUUAUUAAUUUUAUUUUAUUUGUAUGUGAGAUAUAUGUUUGUAUAUGUAUUUGUAUAUAUAUUUGUAUAUGUAUUUGUAUAUAUAUUUGUAUGUGUAUUUGUAUAUGUAAUAAUUUAGAUUAAUUUAUAUUUUAAGCUAUUUUCUAGUAACUGAUAAUUAUUGUCAUAAGUCACUUUUUGUGUAAUUUAUAGAUUUAUUUAUUAUAAUACUUUAUAAAUGAUAAAAUUAUUUAUUUAUAAUUGUAGAUGGUAAUGUACAUCUCUAUAACUUACCGUAGUAUAUGGAUUUUAAUGCUUUCGUAUUGUACUCUAUGUGUGUUCUAUUCAUACACAUUGUCACUUGACAAAAAUUAUUAUUCUACUUCAUUUAUAUUACUUUAAUAAAUAUAUUAUUAUUUAAUAUUCAAGUA
Bombus terrestris (buff-tailed bumblebee) is the source of this 1830-nucleotide messenger RNA. Its product is annotated as homologous-pairing protein 2 homolog. Gene Ontology annotation, cellular component: condensed nuclear chromosome; DNA recombinase auxiliary factor complex. Gene Ontology annotation, molecular function: double-stranded DNA binding; recombinase activator activity. The coding region runs from base 768 to 1367 and encodes 199 amino acids. NCBI's taxonomy places the organism in Eukaryota, Metazoa, Arthropoda, Insecta, Hymenoptera, Apidae. Gene Ontology annotation, biological process: homologous chromosome pairing at meiosis; meiotic joint molecule formation; meiotic strand invasion involved in reciprocal meiotic recombination. The transcript has 3 exons. The record is from RefSeq and is a predicted model, not a curated record.